Messenger RNA from Lepidothrix coronata (blue-crowned manakin), 2029 nucleotides. RefSeq names its product eukaryotic translation elongation factor 1 alpha 2 (gene EEF1A2). Gene Ontology annotation, molecular function: translation elongation factor activity; GTP binding; GTPase activity. Lineage: Eukaryota; Metazoa; Chordata; Aves; Passeriformes; Pipridae. Gene Ontology annotation, biological process: translation; translational elongation. The transcript has 8 exons. Bases 414 to 1805 code for a protein of 463 amino acids. The record is from RefSeq and is a predicted model, not a curated record.
CCUCCAUUUUUUCCCAUCCCUCCAUCUUCCUCCCAUCCCUUUAUCUCCCAUCCUUCCACCUCCUCCCCAUCCUUCCACCUUCCCUCCCCAGCCCCGUCCCCCGUCUCUCCUGCCUCUCCCUCCUCCUCUUCCUCCUCCUCCUCGUCCAUCUCCUCCUCCCCGCGUCCCCCCCCGCGCCUCCUCCUCCUCCUCCUCCCCCGCCCGGUACCGCAUUGCCGUAGUGCGGGGGGGCCGCUGCAUUGCGCUGCCGCCGUCGAUAGGUGGGCCCCUCCCGCGGAGAUAAAGCCGGCGGAGCCCAAGCCGGCAGCCUCUGGCCGCCCCGACCGCCGCCCCGCCUCCCCAAAAAGGCAGCUGCGUUCCCACAUCCCCCCCCAGCGCCGCCCGCCCCGGCCAGCCCCGCGUAGCCCACCAGCAUGGGGAAGGAGAAGACGCAUAUCAACAUCGUCGUCAUCGGGCAUGUGGACUCUGGGAAAUCCACCACCACCGGGCACCUCAUCUACAAAUGCGGGGGCAUCGACAAACGGACCAUUGAGAAAUUCGAGAAGGAGGCUGCCGAGAUGGGGAAGGGGUCCUUCAAAUACGCCUGGGUGCUGGACAAGCUGAAGGCUGAGCGUGAGCGUGGCAUCACCAUUGACAUCUCCCUGUGGAAGUUCGAGACCACCAAGUACUACAUCACCAUCAUUGACGCACCUGGGCACAGGGACUUCAUCAAGAACAUGAUCACUGGGACCUCCCAGGCUGACUGUGCUGUCCUGAUCGUCGCUGCCGGUGUGGGUGAGUUCGAAGCCGGCAUCUCCAAGAACGGGCAGACCCGUGAGCACGCCCUGCUGGCUUACACCCUGGGGGUGAAGCAGCUCAUCGUGGGCAUCAACAAGAUGGAUUCCACAGAGCCCCCGUACAGCGAGAAACGCUACGAUGAGAUCGUCAAGGAGGUCAGCGCCUACAUCAAGAAGAUCGGCUACAACCCGGCCACGGUUCCCUUCGUGCCCAUCUCGGGCUGGCAUGGAGACAACAUGCUGGAGCCCUCUCCCAAUAUGCCUUGGUUCAAAGGCUGGAAGGUGGAGCGCAAAGAAGGCAACGCCAGUGGGGUGUCCCUCUUGGAGGCCCUGGACACCAUCCUGCCCCCGACCCGCCCCACAGACAAACCCCUGCGCCUGCCCCUCCAGGAUGUCUACAAGAUUGGAGGGAUUGGCACAGUCCCCGUGGGCCGAGUGGAGACUGGAAUCCUGCGGCCUGGCAUGGUGGUCACCUUUGCGCCUGUGAACAUCACCACUGAGGUGAAGUCCGUGGAGAUGCACCACGAGGCCCUGAGCGAGGCUCUGCCUGGGGACAACGUUGGCUUCAACGUGAAGAACGUCUCGGUCAAGGACAUCCGCCGCGGGAACGUCUGCGGGGACAGCAAGUCGGACCCACCGCAGGAGGCAGCGCAGUUCACAUCUCAGGUGAUCAUCCUGAACCACCCUGGCCAGAUCAGUGCUGGCUACUCGCCCGUCAUCGACUGCCACACCGCACACAUCGCCUGCAAGUUCGCUGAGCUGAAGGAGAAGAUCGACCGGCGCUCCGGCAAGAAGCUGGAGGACAACCCCAAGUCCCUGAAAUCGGGUGACGCAGCCAUCGUGGAGAUGAUCCCUGGCAAGCCGAUGUGUGUGGAGAGCUUCUCCCAGUACCCACCCCUUGGCCGCUUUGCUGUCCGUGACAUGCGACAGACCGUGGCCGUGGGCGUCAUCAAGAACGUGGAGAAGAAGAGCGGUGGGGCUGGCAAAGUCACCAAGUCUGCCCAGAAGGCCCAGAAGGCUGGCAAAUGAAUCGUGGGCUCCCAGUGCAUCGCGCAGAAACCAUCCCUGACACCAGGACGCUGCCACCGUCUCCCCCGGGCGCACGUGUGCACAUCAGCUUGUAAGAGUUUAUAUGUCAACGACUGGAUGCUCACCAUUAAGGUCCAGUGGAAAUUCUUUAAAAGGAAAAGCAUGUUCCAGCGUUUGUGAGGCUUCAUGUUAAUUUUACCAAUAAAACUGGUACAACAUCCACA